UAGGUGCAUUCUAAUUAUAGUGUUUUGAUAUAAUGGAUAUAUUUUGUUGUUUUAUUAAACCCAAAGAGUUUUAUCUUUAAAAGAUUCUAAUUAAUACGCAAUUUCAACAAUUGCUAUUACGAGUAAUUGGGUCAGUUGGGUGUCUCCAGCUAUACUAAACGGCAGGGCAGGAUAACAUGUACCCAUAAUAGGAAUAACCGUGACCAAAGAAAAUGUUUGUGUUUGUGAUCUUCGUUUUCUGGUAUUUUACUGGUAUUCAUUGUUAUUCUAUUCAUGACGUUUACAGAUUGAAAGAUGAUCUCUUUAAGAAGUCUAAUUAUUCUGCAAUGAUCCGCCCCAAGAUAAACCAAUCUGAAAGAACAGAUAUCGAAAUAAAGAUGUAUUUAUCAAGACUGCUGGGAUUGGAUACACGGGAACAAGUGUUGAAAACAUCGGGAUUUUUCGUCAUAACUUGGACAGAUGAGCUACUAAGAUGGAACCCCAACGAUUAUAGCGGUAUUGUCGAAAUAACUGUUCAACAAAAAGAAAUAUGGUUUCCCGAUUUAUAUGCAUCAAAUUGUAUACAAGGUUAUCAGGAAUUCGGAAGUGAUGAUUUGCGACUUUAUGUUAACAAUUCUGGUACAGUUGAUUGGGAGCCUAGUUUUACAUUAAGUACAAGUUGUGUUGUUGACGUGUCGCUGUUUCCAGUAGAUGUCCAGAUUUGCAACAUAGAUAUUGUGCCCUGGAUGACGACUAAUCAUGAAAUUAACAUAAAAGAUCCGACAUUCGACAAUUCUCUCUUUGAAGUCCCUAAUGGGGAGUUUGCAAUUAUACACACGAAAACGACUCAGACAUGUUAUACAGUAUAUAGCAACCCAAAUUAUGAACUAACUGAAUCCAGAUUUACCCUUACAAUGGCACGACAAUCAACAUUCUACCUUUUAAAUGUGGUUGGGCCUUUCGUGGCUAUCUCAUCCCUGUGCGUAAUUAGUUUUCUUAUUGACUCACAGAGUGGAGAAAAGCUGACUGUGUCCAUAACGGUGUUGCUAUCCCUUACAGUAUUUUUGAGUGUUAUAGAGGACCAGUUACCCAAGACAGCUAACAGUAUUUCCUAUUUUGUGAUUUAUGUGGCAUUGAUGAUUGGGAUGAGCUUUAUCUGUGUACUUUGUAAUGUAGGUACCCUCUACAUUCACAACAAGAACCCAGAAUCCCCAGUACCAACAUGGUUGGGCAUGAAUAUGAUCAAAGAAACUGCUGUUGACAAUUAUAGGGAAAAUUCCAUAACUGAAUCACAUCACAGACAUUCUGUGAAGUCCUCAACAUACAAGAGCACAUCCAGGCGCGAUUGUUGUGACAACCUGAAUGGCGGAUGUAGCUGUAACCACUGGCCAGAAGUUGCCAGAAUGGCCGAUCGAGUAUUCUUAACACUGAUCACUAUUGCCUUAGUUUCUAUUAAUAUCGGAUUUCUUAUAAUACAUAUUAUAUAAUCCCCUAACGUUGCUACAUCUGACGAGGAUAUAUUUAAUAAGAAUCGUUUAAGCAAUACUUUGGCGGACAUUGGCUAUUUAAUACCAGGUGAUGGUUUAAUGGUAGACAACGAUUUCAAGAUUGAACAAUAUCUAACAUAUUGGAAUGCAAUUAAAUAUGAUUUUGGGAAAGCUUGAAAUAAUUUUAAAUCGUGCUACUUCUAUGAGCAGAUAUAUUUUGUCUCGUAUGUUAUCUGAAUCUAUGUAAGUCUAAAAAUUACGCAUUAUUUCGUCUAUGCAAAAAAAUAAAGUCAAAUUACAAAGAAUUUUGUCGCAUCUAUACAAUAAUUUGAGUCGAGCAAGUUUAAUUUCAUGAAAGUAUUAUUUGUUUA
Patella vulgata (common limpet) is the source of this 1837-nucleotide messenger RNA. RefSeq names its product neuronal acetylcholine receptor subunit beta-4. The coding region runs from base 213 to 1466 and encodes 417 amino acids. Gene Ontology annotation, biological process: nervous system process; chemical synaptic transmission; monoatomic ion transmembrane transport. The transcript is spliced from 6 exons. Gene Ontology annotation, molecular function: neurotransmitter receptor activity; extracellular ligand-gated monoatomic ion channel activity; transmembrane signaling receptor activity. Gene Ontology annotation, cellular component: membrane; synapse; neuron projection. Lineage: Eukaryota; Metazoa; Mollusca; Gastropoda; Patellidae. The record is from RefSeq and is a predicted model, not a curated record.